AUGCCGGACGAACCACACUGGUCAUCUAUUCGACAUGGAAGAGCCUCAAAUGAACAGCCGCCUGACUCUGCGCCUUCGCGAAACCUUCCUCGUGCUACCAAUGAGUUCAAUCGGAGACUCACACUAGGGGAUAUAGGCGAGUGGUUGAAAGAGAGGCAGGAACCUGCUCCGAGUGUGACACUGGGGGACGUAGGGGCUUGGUUCAAGAGGAAACUUCCAAGUCAUCGUCCAGAAAAGGGGGGAACGCUAAGAAACAAGAACAACUGGGUCAAUCAAGAAUCGAAUGGCAUCGAUAUCUCACAGUCCGCAUCCAAAGAUACCAAUCAUCCACCUACAAGCUCACUCCCUCCAGAACAACGGCUCUCAGCCACCAAUCAUCGCACUGGACAACGAAGUAGAACAGGCGGUUCAGAUCGUCUGAUGGAUUGGAACACGCCCAAGAAUCUAAGUGAAGCAUUGCCAGAGUCCAAACCAUCCGAAGGAAAGGCGACCGCGGCUCAGAAGCCAUCUACCCGUCGGAAAUGGCUGAACCGAAGCAGCAAGCGCAAUCAACAGACUAGGGGUGACAGUAUAAAAUCCAAGGAAGACAAACGGGAACAGGCGCGGGGAAACACUACAGAACCACAGCCGUUCGUCCCAGCUACUCAAAUGAUGCCUGAUAUACUCGAAGUUCUUGAUGCUGCGAGGAAAGCGAGGACAAAGGCACGGGAUGAACGAGAAAGCCUGAAAGAAAGUGGAGAUUAUCUUGGAGUUCAAGGCAUCAACCCACAAACUGGUGUUUUGGAUCUUACAUCAGACAGUGGAGAGAGUGGUUUGAGUUUAAGAACAGAGCAAAAGCUUGCAAAACUCGAGGACCAGGCCAAAAAUGCGACUUCAGCUGUGAAAAGAAAAGAAGCCGAAACCGAGAUUGUCAAGAUUCACCUCGAUCGUGACGUUGACAAGCUACGGCGUCGAGAGGAAACCGAGAAACGACUCAAAUGGCGAAGGGGAACCCAUCAGUGGUCAUCAGUGCAGGAGCCUGAUUUGAGUCCUAUCGCCCAGUCAUACAGAAGCACCUCAGACCUGUCAAAGCGCAAGUUGCGUCGUGAUCACGACGUGACGAAGCAACAAGAUCUUAUAGAUUUGGACGUUGUUGAUAAGAAGCGAAGCGAAGGGCAGCCAUUCGGUAUAGCAGUCAUGACCAAUUCUCAUACCAGAGAAAGUGCGCAUUCAUCCGACACGGUAGUCAAGACUCCUCAUCGACGCGGGUCUGCGGAUAUCUAUUCUGCAGCCUUUGAGCCUUUUGAAAGCGACAAAAGUUCUCAUAGCAUGGACAAGCUUGGGCUGGAUAGAGACCUGUUCGCAGAGCAUGAUGUUAGGCCCUCGACAAUUCAUGCGCAGGCACCAAGUGAUUUGUUGUCGGAGAUCACUGAGCCAAAGAACGGAAGUAGAGCCAGGGGGGACAGAAAUACUCUGGGCACGAACCAACAAUCAGAUAUCACCAGAUCUCUUGACGACAAGCCCUUCAGUAGUCAACCACGACAACGGCCUAACCUUGACGAAGAGCGAAUGCGAGACGCCAAGUCGCCGGGAGGACAUUCUGCGAAAACACUUCAUGCAAGAUUCGACGACAAGCCACCAGAGAUUCACUAUCCACCCGACAGUGCUGAAACCAACCGUACUAGAAUCCCUCGAAAACAAGUGCCGACAUACACCAAUCCUGAUAAGUCGCGAAUAGAACCCGCACCUAAUGGAAAGCCCAGAAGUAGAACGGAAUUGGGAACAUUUGAAGAUGGUCAGCUCAGAGCCGCCGCCAAUGAUCCAUCUUCUCCAGAGGCCUCAAGCGUUAAGAGUUGGGACGAUAGCCGACCCACUACUCCAGAAAGAGGCAGAGCGGUCAGUGAUUCGAGAUCGCCUCACCGCUCUGCCAGCGUGCACAGCAGAGGCGACAGCGUGGCUUGGGCUGCGAAAUCUACCCAAGACAGCCAAAGAAAUACAAGACUGCGAGGAAAUAAUCAGAAAGAAUCUUCCUCAACUCAAAAUGUUGUACCAAACGAUACUCGAGAUCAAAGAUCACGGCAACCACCAGAUCUGCGCACAGAGCACGGAUCAAGACACCGUGAACAGAUACGAGAUCAAGGAGGCGUAUGCAUCCAUAAACACCACCACUACUGGGUGCGUCCAGACAGCUUCGAUAUUCCCCUCGAAAGGGCCCCGAAGUCAAGAGAGUGUCCAUCACAAGCGCAGACUCAACCGGGUUAUCCGGAACCUACGAUACUUCGGGACGACACCAAGCAAUUCGGACAUCUCCCAGACAAAUCGUGGGCUGAAUCCAUUGCCGAAAUCGAGGUCUCUGGAAGAGAUACCAGUGACCGAUACUAUGUUCGAGAGCCCUCAGGCGUCUUCGAAUCAAGGACCACAGGUGCAAAUGUGCAACAACAUGGGACCACAAGCAAGAAUGUCAGCAACGCAGCACCGAUGCAGCAGUUUGUCAGCAUUCACCUGCACGGCAGACCGCAAGGAUGUCUGAGCGAAACCGUAACGAAUCCGGGAGCGCAAACGUCCGGCGGACUUCAGGAACAUCAGGACGCCGAAGAAGACACCGCAGAUCUUUCCAGUGACAUAUCUCAUAUGAAUGAGAGGGGAGGGUUGUGGAAUGCCAUCAAGGAGUUCGUGUUGUCAGGUCUUCGUAUUGGAGAUGCUCCAGCCAGGAAGACUGCGGCUGGAUGA
Messenger RNA from Fusarium coffeatum, 2709 nucleotides. RefSeq lists its product as uncharacterized. The coding region runs from base 1 to 2709 and encodes 902 amino acids. NCBI's taxonomy places the organism in Eukaryota, Fungi, Ascomycota, Sordariomycetes, Hypocreales, Nectriaceae. The transcript has 5 exons. The record is from RefSeq and is a predicted model, not a curated record.